GCGGUGACCGGCGAUAGACGCCCGUUCUGACGUGUUCAUCUGCAUUUUUCACAGGACUCGGCGGCCGACGGAAUCUGGCAUCGCAAACAUUGGGAUUGCGUCAUGAUCUGAGACGCCCCUGCCCCCACCUGUUAUCGGCAGUUUGGCAGUAGCGGUGACCGGCGAUAGACGCCCGUUCUGACGUGUUCAUCUGCAUUUUUCACAGGUUUGUCUUCACACAUUCACACAGUGUUUUCCUUUUCCUAUUUUUCUGCUGGUUGCUGCUACUGCCAAACUUGUCGUCGUAGUUAUGCUUUUCGAGGUGUAUGAGAGAUGAGUGUUUCUGGGGAGGACAUAUGCCUUGCUUGCAUGCUUACCCUAGAAACUACUGAUGCUAAAGUGAAAUGCAAAAAGUGUGGUAAUUCUUAUCACAUCGAACAGUGCUCUGGACUGACUGAGCCGCUUGAUAAGACGAGAAGUGGCACCAAUUCUCGCAAAAACUAUGUGUGUUCCACGUGUAAAACUGGUGCGCCAUGCGUCGGUGCAGGUGCCGCUGCUGCGGCUCGUCAGGAUUUUAACUUUGCUGUUGCUUUUGCGGAGUUAAGUCAAAAACUUGAUUUUCUAAUGCCACUAAAUGAAAAGAUGAACAGCAUUGAACAGGCAGUGCAAACAAUGUCUGAUCAUUUCGAUACCAUUCUGAAGCGAUUGGACAGCCAAGAUAAACAAAUUGAGCAGCUCCGUAAGAGAACUGAACAGUUGGAACGAGCAAGGCCUGACGAGGAACUACACCAGAUAAACUCUGACUUGAAUGACCUGGAAAUGCGUAGCAGGAGCCGAAACUUGGAAAUUCAUGGGAAACUUUUCAACGAGCACGAGAAUCUACUCCAAAAGAUAAACGAGAUAGCCAGGAUGAUCCAAGUUCCUGAGGUCAGCGAUCACGACCUUGAAGCUUAUCAUCGCCUUCCGGCGAAGGCAAAUAAGACCCCCGCCAUUAUCAUACGUUUUCAAAGCCAAAAGCUGAGGGAUAUGUGGCUGCAGAAAAGGCGAUUACUAAAGGAAAAGGAUGCAAACAUAUACUUUUCGGAAAACCUAACGCGCAGGGCAAGAACACUAUUGUGGACUGUGAAGCAAUGGGCUCGCGAUAAUGGCUUCCGUUACGUGUGGUAUGCAAACGGGAAAAUCUUCAUCCGCAGGAAAGAUGGCGAACCGUCCCAUGUUGUCAGGGACGCGAGUCAGCUGGCUAAUUACUGUGGUUAGCACGUCAGCACAUAAUAUGUGAACAUCACGUCAAAAUGGCUAACAAUAGAUUCGUGUUGCCUUGCAACAUUCGCAGCGUCAUGCCUACCGAUU
Messenger RNA from Rhipicephalus microplus (southern cattle tick), 1329 nucleotides. RefSeq names its product putative thiopurine S-methyltransferase. The record is from RefSeq and is a predicted model, not a curated record. Lineage: Eukaryota; Metazoa; Arthropoda; Arachnida; Ixodida; Ixodidae. Gene Ontology annotation, molecular function: thiopurine S-methyltransferase activity.